UCCCAUGUUUACCCUCCCGUGACCGGUUCCUGCUGCCCGAUAGGCUGUCAGCCCGGAUGGGUUGCCUCACCUCCGUGUUGCCCCGGAGUUAUUUACCUCGCCGCCAUUAUCGCUGCCUGCCACACACACUGUGGACCGGGUAAGAUUAUCCGUGUAGAACCCUCCCCAGCACAAAGGGAAGUACAUCUCCAACCUGUGUACGUACAAGGUUUCUACUCCUCCCACUCGGCUCACUGUUACAUCCAGGUGGGAAGGGUUAGGGCGUCUGGGGACGCUCUAGAGUCACAGAUCGAGUUUUACACACCAAGCGGAGGGCAAGAAACAGUCAAACAACAUGGACGACGACGAAGAGGUCGAGGGUUUGGGUUCCUCCAACCCCACCACCGAUCCCAGGUACGAGUUUCUGUCCGACUACGUCCUGAGAGCGAUGAAACUCAAACCCGACAAGUGGAACAAAUGCAUCGGUCUGGACGACAACCGACAGAAGAUCGCAGACUUCUUCGAGAAGCCGGAAAACCCGCAGCUGAUCUUCAUGUCCAACACGGCCGGGAACAUCGAGGUUCGCCUGGAUUUUCCCAACCACCUGAAGAGCAAGGCCGUGUACUUCGUCAAGAGAAACAACGAGAUGAUCGGGAGAGACAACUACAAACAGAGCCUGGUGUACGGAGAUCUGUCGUACGCUCCGCUGGAACAGCUGUCUGCUCUGGUAGACGAGGUGUUGGCACCUCUCCUGUCUAACGAGAGGAACCACAAGGGGUGGCCGACCGUGGUGUCCCAGGACGUGCUGCGCCACGUGCACAACCUGAAGAGCCAGGUGUACGUGGUGGGCGGGCAGGUCAAGGGCAAGACGCUGCUGCCGCUCCCGGAGGGCGCCGAGAAGAUUGAAGACGCCGCGGAACCGGACGACGGCUACGACAGCAGGGAAGGGUCCCCUCACUCGGACGACUUCUACGAGGACAACUACACGAACCGCGUGCUGCUGCACUCGCUGGAGUCCAUGAUCAUCGACUGGUCGCACCAGAUCAGGGAGGUGCUGAAGAAGGACUCCGCCGCCCCGCUGCUGGCCGGCCUGCACCCCGGGCCGGACGUGGAGAUCAACUUCUGGAACUCACGAUGCUCCAACCUGGAGUGCAUCUAUGAACAGCUGCGUCAGCCCCGCGUGCGGAAGAUGGGACAGCUGCUGGAGAGGAUGAACAGCAGCUACUUCCCCGCCUUCAAGGACCUGUUCACAGACGUGGUGCACGCUGUGACUGAGGCCAAAGACAUCACGAUGUACCUGAAGCCUGUGAACAACCAGCUGGACGACCUGCAGGAGUUCGAGUUUGACGAGUACGCCAAGGCCAUGCCGGCCCUCAUGCACACCGUCUGUCUCGUCUGGAGCAACUCCAAGUUCUACAACACCGCGCCCAGGAUCAUCGUGCUUCUGCAGGAGAUCUGCAACUUGCUCAUCGAACAGUGUCGCCACUACCUCCCUUCGGAAGACCUGUUUAAGGGGGAGCUGGACGAGUCUCUGGAAAAGAUCCAAGCAGCGCUGAAAGUCUUCACCGUCUUCAAGGACAGCUACGAGGAUCGGAGGGCCAACAUGCGGAUGUACUUUGAGAACGGCCAGAACGGCGAGGCAGUGCGGGAAUGGGAGUUUAACCCCCAGCUGGUGUUCGCCCGGUGUGACAGCUUCGUGGCCAGGAUACGGACUCUGGAGAACCUGUUCUCCACGGCACAAGAGUUCAUGAAGCUGGAGAAGAUCGAGUUCACCGGCAUCAAGGGAAACAUCCUGAGUCAGCAGGUCCUCGCCAUGUUUAACGAGUUCUGCGACAUCUUUAAGGUCUUCAGCGACAGGUCGUACGACGCUUUGGAUCACGAAGACGAGGAAUUCACGCGGGAUUACACAGACUUCUGUAACCACAUCGUGGACCUGGAUCACCGCCUGGGCUCCAUCCUGUGCCGGGCCUUUGACGACUGCUCUGGGACGGAGGCUUGUUUCAAGCUCCUGGACAUUUUCGGCUCCCUGCUGGAACGCCCCGUCAUCAAGUACGAGUUCGAGCACAAGUACCCCGUGCUCCUCCACAUCUUCGACCGGGACCUGGACACGGCGAAGGCCAUCUACGACCAGCAGAUGGCGUACAUCGCGGAGACGGACGGCGCCGCCGUGGUCAACAAGAACAUGGCCCAAGUGUCGGGCCAGCUGAAGUGGGCCAAGCAGCUGCGCGAACGGAUCGAUAUUCCGAAGAAAGAGUUCAGGCACAUAGAUCACCCGUGUAUGCACACGGAGGAAGCCAAGAUCAUCUUCAGGAAGCACGAAGAGAUGAUGAAGCUUCUCUCCAGGUUUGAUGAUAAGGUGUACGACAACUGGACCAAGGGAGUGGACGACACCUGCCAGUUCAACCUGGACCAGCCGCUCAUCAACCGUGACGAGAAGACGCGCCACAUCAGCGUCAACUUCGAUCCUAAGCUGAUCGCCGUGCUGCGCGAGGUGAAGUACCUGAUCUACGCCGGCCAGACGGACAUCCCCGCCAGCGCCGAGGCCAUCUACCAGCGGAACAACACCCUGCACCAGUACCUGAACAACCUGGACCUGACCGUGGCCUGGUACAACAAGAUCAGAGACACGGUGCUGGAGGUGGAGUUCCCGCUCAUCAAGGCACGGCUGGAGGAGAUCGACUCGCAGAUGGAACGUGCCGAGACCACCAUUACCUGGAACAGCGAUGGUGUUUGGGAGUACAUCCAGGAGACACGUGACAUGGUGCACGAUCUAGAACAGCGCGUCAGCAAGGCCAAGAACAACGUUGAGCAGAUGCAGAACAUCAUGGCGAAGUGGACGGAGGUUCCGCUGUUUGAGCGGCGUGAGCUGCACCACCAGCCGGACCUGCUGAACCUGGAGGACCGUCAGGAGCGCCUCAACAAGCGGUACACCGACAUCAAGGAGUCGGGAGACAGGAUACACCAGCUUCUCAAGGAAAACCUGGAGCAUUUCAAGGCGGAAGAGGAGUUGGACACGUGGCGUGCCUAUGUGGACUACGUGGAUGACAUGGUUGUGGACGGCUUCUUCAACGCCAUCCAGUGUUCCCUGCAGUACCUCCUGGAUAACACCGAACCCAGACCCACCAACGUGCCGCUGUUUGAAUCCAGGAUGGAACUGUCUGUACCAGACACUAUCUUCUUCCCCGCCUUGGAUUUCGGGGUGUCUGACGGCUUCUAUGACUUGGUGGAAGGGAUUGUCAACGACAUCUACAAGAUUUCCUCUCUGGUGCCGCGACUUGCAACGCACAGUGGGCUUGAACACUACCAGGCUGACCUGGAGGAUAUGAUGGACCUGUCCGAGAUGCGCUCGGAGCUGAUGGAGCGGAUCCAGACCGUCAUGAACAAGGCCAUCGAGUACAGGAACUCCUUCGACCAGUAUGCCUAUCUCUGGGUGGACGACAGGAAGGAGUUCAUGCGGCAGUUCCUGUUGUACAACCACGUCCUCACGGCAGAGGAGAUUGAAGCCCAUGCAGAUGACGGCGUGCCAGAAAACCCACCAACACUCGAGCAGUUCAAAGAACAGAUUGACAGCUACGAGAAGAUCUAUGAGGUUGUGGAAGGUUUUAGCGACACGGCCAUUUUUGAGGGCUGGUUCCGGGUAGACUCAAGGCCUUUCAAGCAAGCUUUGCUGAACAUCAUCAAAAAGUGGAGCUACAUGUUCAAGCAGUACCUGAUCGACCAUGUCACCAACAGCCUGACAGACCUGGCGGAGUUCAUCCAAGUGACGGACGCCGGGCUGACCAAGGAGGUGACGGAGGGAGAGUACGACGAGCUGGUGGAGUGCAUGGGUCAUCUGAUGGCGGUCAGGGACAGGCAGCUGACCACAGACGAGAUGUUCGAACCGCUGAAGGAGACCAUAGAGCUUCUCAAGACAUACAACCAGGAGAUGCCUGAUGAGGUUCACCAGCAGCUGGAGGAGUUGCCUGAGAAAUGGAACAACACAAAGAAGAACGCUGUUACCAAGAAACAGGAAGUAGCUCCUCUUCAGACUAAUGAAGUCGCCAACAUCAGGAGGAAAUGUGGGCAGUUUGAUGUCAAGCAGCACGAGUUCAGAGAAAGAUUCAGAAGAGAAGCACCGUUCCGUUUUGACUCAGAUGACCCAUACAGGCGACUUGAUACUGAGCACAUGCUGCUUAGUGCCAUGGAGGCUGAGAUGCAGAAACUGCUGGAGUCAGCAGGGUUAUUCGAGGUCAACGUCCCAGACUAUCGCCAGCUCAAGGCCUGCAGGAAGGAAGUGCGCCUGCUCAAGAUCUUAUGGGACAUGAUCUUCCUCGUCCAGACAAGUAUCGACGACUGGAAGACAACCAAAUGGCAAGAAAUCAACGUGGAGGUGAUGGAGAUGGAAUGUAAGCGGUUCGCUAAGGACAUCCGGGUCCUGGAUAAGGAAGUCCGUGCCUGGGACGCCUUCUCCGGAUUGGACAGUACAGUAAAGAACAUCCUGACGUCACUCCGCGCCGUGACGGAGCUGCAGAACCCUGCCAUCAGGGAGAGACACUGGCAGCAGCUCAUGACUGUAGCAAAGGUGACGUUCGUGAUGGAUGAAGACACGACCCUGGCGGACCUGCUGAACCUGCAGCUGCACAAGGUGGAGGACGAGGUGAGGAACAUCGUGGACAAGGCCGUCAAGGAGAUGAGCAUGGAGAAGAUCCUGAAGGAGCUGGACGUCACCUGGGCCACCAUGGAGUUCGGACAGGACAGUCACGUCAGGACAGGCAUCACGCUCAUCAAGGCGGACGAGGAACUCAUAGAAACACUGGAGGACAACCAGGUUCAACUACAAAACAUGAUGAUGUCCAAGUACAUCGACCACUUCCUUGAGGAAGUUUCACGCUGGCAGAAGAAGCUGACCACGGCAGACUCCGUCAUUAACAUCUGGCUGGAGGUGCAGCGCACCUGGUCUCACCUGGAGAGCAUCUUCAUCGGCUCGGAGGACAUCCGGAGUCAGCUGCCUGAGGACUCCAAAAGAUUCGAUGGCAUUGAUUCCGAUUUCAAGGAAUUGAUGAAGGAGGCAGAGCAGACACUGAACGUGGUGAUUGCCACAAACAAAGACGGUCUGUACGAGAAGCUAGAGGAGAUACAGUCAAGGUUAGCCCUCUGUGAGAAGGCCCUGGCUGAUUAUCUGGACACAAAGCGUCUCGCUUUCCCGAGAUUCUAUUUCGUGUCUUCCACGGAUCUCCUGGACAUCCUGUCAAAGGGAACACAACCCACUCAGGUUGCACGCCACUUACCGAAACUGUUCGACAACAUGGCGCGGCUGAAGUUCCAGGAAGAUGACGAAGGCAACCCCACAAAAACAGCGCUGGGGAUGUACAGCAAGGAGGGCGAGUAUGUCGACUUCCCAGAGCCGUGUGAAUGUGUGGGACAGGUGGAAGCAUGGCUAAACCGGCUCCUGGACACCAUGCGUGCCUCUGUGAGGCAUGAGAUGAUGGACGCAGUGGUGACAUACGAGGAGAAACCGCGUGAACAGUGGGUGUUCGACUACCCUGCACAGGUUGCCCUGACAAUGUCACAGGUGUGGUGGACCACGGAGGUCACGAUUGCUUUCGGUCGGCUCGAGGAAGGGUAUGAAAACGCCAUGAAGGAUUACAACAAGAAGCAGAUUCAACAGCUGAACACGAUGAUCCUGAUGUUGCUGGGAGACCUCAGCUCAGGUGAUCGACAGAAACUGGUUACAAUCUGUACCAUCGAUGUACACAACAGGGACGUAGUGGGGAAGAUGAUCACAAACAAGACUGAGAAUGCUCAGGCCUUCCUGUGGUUGAGCCAGCUGCGGCACCGUUGGGACGAGCAACAGAAAGACUGUUUCGCCAACAUCUGUGACGCCCAGUUCAAGUAUGCCUACGAAUACCUGGGGAACACGGCGCGACUUGUCAUCACACCACUGACGGACAGGUGCUACAUCACCUUGACGCAGUCCCUUCAUCUGACCAUGAGCGGUGCCCCUGCCGGACCUGCCGGGACAGGGAAAACAGAGACCACCAAGGACCUGGGGCGAGCUCUGGGCAUCAUGGUGUACGUCUUCAACUGCUCCGAACAGAUGGACUACAAGUCCAUUGGGAACAUCUACAAGGGUCUUGCGCAGACCGGAGCAUGGGGCUGCUUUGACGAGUUCAACCGCAUCUCCGUGGAGGUCCUGUCGGUGGUGGCUGUGCAGGUGAAGUCCAUCCAGGACGCCAUCCGCAACAAGAAGUCCCGCUUCAUGUUCGAGGGGGAGGACAUCGUGAUGACGCCGACUGUGGGCCUGUUCAUCACCAUGAACCCGGGCUACGCCGGCAGGACGGAGCUGCCGGAAAACCUCAAGUCUUUGUUCAGACCGUGCGCCAUGGUUGUGCCCGACUUCGGCAUGAUCUGUGAGAACAUGCUGCUGGCUGCAGGCUUCACGGAGGCCAAACUGCUGGCCAGGAAGUUCAUCACGCUCUACACUCUGUGUCGGGAACUGCUGUCCAAGCAGGACCACUACGACUGGGGUUUGAGGGCGAUCAAGUCCGUGUUGGUAGUGGCGGGAGCGCUGCGGAGAUCAGACCGUCAGAGGCCGGAGGACCAGGUGCUGAUGCGGGCCCUCCGCGACUUCAACAUCCCCAAGAUCGUCACAGAUGACCUGCCCAUCUUCAUGGGACUGAUAGGUGAUCUGUUCCCGGCCCUUGAUGUGCCGAGGAAACGUGAUAUGGACCUGGAGGCCGCAGUGCGGAAAACCACGCUCGAGCUCAAGCUUCAACCUGAGGAGAGCUUCAUCAUGAAGGUGGUACAACUGGAGGAGCUUCUUGAUGUUCGUCACUCCGUUUUCGUCAUUGGCAAUGCCGGUACCGGAAAAUCUAAGGUAAUGAAGACACUCCACAGGACCUAUGCCAACCUGAAGCGGAAGCCUGUGUGGAAUGACUUGAACCCCAAAGCAGUCACCACUGACGAGUUGUUUGGUUACAUCAACCCUGCCACUCGUGAAUGGAAAGACGGUCUUUUCUCCACCAUCAUGCGAGACCAGGCUAACAUCACUCAUGACGGGAACAAGUGGAUCGUGUUGGACGGAGAUAUCGACCCCAUGUGGAUAGAAUCCCUCAAUACUGUUAUGGACGACAAUAAGGUGUUGACGUUGGCCAGUAACGAGCGCGUCCCGCUGAACCCGUCCAUGCGGCUGCUGUUUGAGAUCAGUCACCUCCGCACGGCGACCCCCGCCACCGUCUCACGGGCAGGCAUCCUGUACGUCAACCCGCAGGACCUGGGCUGGCAUCCAAUUGUGACGAGCUGGAUCGACACCCUGAAGGAACAGUCCCAGAAGGCGAACCUCACCAUCCUCUUCGACAAGUACAUGCCGCCCAUCCUGGACGGGAUGCGCAGUGGCCGCUUCAAGAAAAUCACACCUAUUCCAGAAACCAGCAUGGUGCAGAUGCUGUGCUACUUGCUAGAAGUACUGCUGACUCCUCAGAACACUCCGCCAGAUUGUCCCAAAGAGCUGUACGAGUUGUACUUUGUGUUCGCGGCUGCCUGGGCUUUCGGUGGCUCCAUGUUCCAGGAUCAGCUGAUUGAUUACCGUGUGGAGUUCAGUAAGUGGUGGGUCACGGAGUUCAAGACGAUCAAGUUCCCGUCUCACGGCACCAUUUUCGACUACUUCAUCGACCCGGAGUCUAAGAAGUUCCUGCCCUGGACGGAGAAGGUGCCUAAGUUUGAUAUGGACCCAGACAAGCCACUGCAGGCUGUGCUUGUACACACUGCAGAGACAACCCGCAUCAAGUACUUUGUCGACAUGUUGAUGGCCAAGGGAAGACCAGUCAUGUUGGUCGGUAACGCCGGAACUGGUAAGACGGUACUGGCCGGGGACAAGUUCAGUAGUCUCUCCGAGGACUACAUGGUCACGAAGAUCCCCUUCAACUACUACACAACCUCUGCUAUGCUGCAAGCAAUCAUGGAGAAGCCACUGGAGAAGAAGGCUGGCCGUAACUACGGUCCUCCGGGCGGGAAGAAACUCAUCUACUUCCUGGACGACAUGAACAUGCCCGAGGUGGACACGUACGGCACGGUCCAGCCGCACACACUCAUCCGGCAACACAUGGACUACAACCACUGGUACGACAGGGCCAAGCUCACGCUCAAGGACAUCCUUAACUGCCAGUAUGUGGCCUGCAUGAACCCAACUGCCGGGAGCUUCACCAUCAACCCAAGACUGCAGCGGCACUUUGCAGUGUUUGCGGUUAGCUUCCCGGGUGCGGACGCCCUGACUACUAUAUACAAGAGCAUCAUCAACGGGCAUCUCCAGGGCGCUAACUUCAGCAAUAACGUGGUGAAGGCUGCCGCACACAUCGUGGAGGCAGCCAUCGGUCUGCACCAGAAGAUAACCUCCACAUUCCUGCCCACUGCCAUCAAGUUCCACUACAUCUUCAACCUCAGGGACCUGUCCAACAUCUUCCAGGGUAUCCUGUUUGCCGGACCGGAGUGCAUGAAGACUCCUCUGGACUUCAUCCGUCUGUGGCUGCACGAGGCAAACCGCGUGUACGGGGACAAACUGGUGGACGAGAAGGACAUGGAGAUGUUCAACAAAGUCGUGCUGGACAACGUGCGCAAGUACUUCGAGGAUAUGGAAGAGAGCGAGAUCAUGGAAAAGCCCAACAUGUACACCCACUUUUCCCAAGGGAUCGGUGAUCCCAAGUACAUGCCUGUCUCUGGGUGGGCUGAGCUCAACAAGCUGCUGGUCGAGGCCUUGGACACCUACAACGAGCUGAACGCAGCCAUGAACCUGGUUCUGUUUGAGGAUGCCAUGCAGCAUGUGUGCCGUAUCAACCGUAUCCUGGAGUCUCCCCGGGGUAACGCGCUGCUGGUGGGUGUGGGAGGCAGCGGGAAGCAGAGUCUGUCCCGCCUGGCCGCCCACAUCAGCGCGCUGGACGUGUUCCAGAUCACACUCAGGAAGGGCUACAGCAUUCCGGAUCUUAAGAUGGACCUGGCCAAUCUGUACAUCAAGGCAGGGAUGAAGAACAUCGGUAUGGUGUUCCUGAUGACCGACGCGCAGGUCGCAGAUGAGAAGUUCUUGGUGUUGGUCAAUGAUCUCCUGGCCUCUGGAGAAAUACCCGACCUCUUCCCUGAUGACGAGAUCGAAAACAUCAUCAGUGGGCUGCGGAUGGAGGUGAAGGGACUAGGUCUGCAGGACACAAGAGAGAACUGCUGGAGUUUCUUCAUCGACAGGGUUCGGCGCCAACUCAAGGUCGUCCUGUGCUUUUCGCCCGUCGGACGUACCCUGCGCGUGCGUGGACGCCGUUUCCCGGCCGUGGUGAACUGCACGUCCAUCGACUGGUUCCAGGACUGGCCGCAGGAGGCGCUGGAGUCCGUCAGCAGGAGGUUCAUAGAGGAGGUGGACGGGAUAGAGCCUGACGUGAAGAACUCCAUCAGCCUGUUCAUGUCCUACGCGCACACCAGUGUGAACGAGAUGAGCAAGGCGUACAUCGCCAACGAGCGCCGGUACAACUACACCACUCCCAAGAGCUUCCUGGAGCAGAUCGCUCUCUACAGGAAUCUCCUGAAGAAGAAGAGUGACGAGCUGACGGCCAAGAUGCAGCGGUUGGAGAACGGACUGUUGAAACUGCAAAGCACGGCGUCACAGGUGGACGACUUGAAAGCAAAGCUGGCCUCACAAGAAGUGGAACUGAAAGCGAAGAACGAAGAGGCUGAGAAGUUGAUCGCCAAGGUAGGGGCAGAGACAGAACGGGUCAGUAAGGAGAAGGCCAUCGCUGAUGAAGAAGAGGAGAAGGUGUCUGUCAUCAAACAGAAGGUGUCUGUCAAGCAGAAGUCCUGUGAGGAGGACCUGGCCCGUGCGGAGCCUGCGCUGCUAGCUGCAAAGGAGGCGUUGGACACGCUGAAUAAGGGCAACUUGACAGAAAUGAAGGCGUUUGGCUCCCCGCCUGCUGCUGUGAUCAACGUCACCGCUGCAGUAAUGGUGCUGAUGGCACCUGGCGGGAAGGUACCGAAGGACAGGAGCUGGAAGAAUGCCAAGUCUCAGCUUAUGGGCAAGGUGGACACGUUUCUGGAGAAUCUGCUGAACUUCGACAAGGAGAACAUCCCCGAUCCUAACCUGAAGGCACUGCAGCCAUAUCUCCAGGACAAGGAGUUCAACCCCGACAACAUCCGCACCAAGUCCAUCGCCGCCGCCGGUCUGUGUGCCUGGGUCAUCAACAUCGUCAAGUACUACGAGGUGUUCUGUGAGGUCGAGCCCAAGAGGAUUGCUCUGAAUGAGGCAAACGAAGAGCUAAGAGCUGCCACGGAAAAGUUGAACAAAAUCAAGAGCAAGAUCGCGGACCUUGAAGCAACUCUGGCAGAUCUGACUGCAAAAUUCGAGAAAGCCACGGAAGAGAAGCUGAAGUGCCAGCAGGAGGCCGACCGCACGGCGUACACCAUCUCCCUGGCCAACCGGCUGGUGGGAGGACUGGCCUCCGAAAACGUCCGCUGGGCAGAGUCUGUCAACAACUUCAAGAUCCAAGCGAGUACCCUCUGUGGAGAUGUGCUGCUGAUUGCCGCCUUCGUGUCUUACGUCGGCUGCUUCUCCAAGCGAUACCGACAGGACCUAAUCGAGAACUUCUGGACACCUUUCAUCAAACAACUAAAGGUUCCCAUCCCCAUCACAGAGGGCCUGGAUCCCUUGUCUCUGCUGACAGACGACGCUGACAUCGCGGCAUGGAACAACGAGGGGUUGCCUAGCGACCGCAUGUCCACGGAGAACGCCACCAUCCUGCUGAACUGUGAGCGCUGGCCUCUCAUGAUCGACCCUCAGCUGCAGGGCAUCAAGUGGAUCAAGACAAGAGUUGGAGAUGACCUCGUCAUAGUCAAGAUUGGACAAAAGGGGUACCUUGACACUAUCGAGCGUGCCCUAUCUACGGGAGAGACCAUCCUCUUUGAGAACAUUGAAGAGUCCGUGGACCCAGUACUUGACCCGCUUCUCGGCAGGAACACGAUCAAGAAGGGGAGAUUCAUCAAAAUUGGAGACAAGGAGUGCGAGUACCAUCCGAAGUUCCGGCUGAUCCUACACACCAAGCUGGCCAACCCGCACUACAAGCCGGAGAUGCAGGCCCAGACCACCCUCAUCAACUUCACCGUCACCAGGGACGGCCUGGAGGACCAACUGCUGGCGGAUGUCGUCAGCAAAGAAAGGCCUGAUCUGGAGAAAUUAAAGUCUGACCUGACCAAGCAGCAGAACGACUUCAAGAUCACCCUGAAGGAGCUGGAGGAUUCUCUGCUGUCUCGCCUGUCCGCGGCUCAGGGCAACUUCCUGGGGGAUACAGCACUGGUGGAGAAUCUGGAGACCACUAAGCGUACCGCUGCUGAGAUUGAAGUGAAGGUUGAAGAAGCCAAGACAACAGAGGCCAAAAUCAACGAAGCCCGUGAACUGUACCGUCCCGCAGCUGCCCGUGCCUCGCUCCUCUACUUCAUCCUGAAUGACCUGAACAUGAUCAACCCCAUCUACCAGUUCUCUCUCAAGGCAUUCAAUGUGGUCUUCACCAAAGCUAUUGAGCGUGCAGGCCAGGCAGAGGAGGUGAAGGAACGAGUGGCCAACCUGAUCGACUCCAUCUCCUUCUCUGUCUUCAUGUACACAACUCGUGGCCUGUUUGAGCGGGACAAGCUCACCUUCUUGUCUCAAGUGGCCUUCCAGAUCCUUCUGAUGAAGAAGGAGAUCAACAUGGUAGAGUUGGACUUCCUGCUCCGCUUCCCGAUCCAGGUUAACGCAAAGAGCCCAGUAGACUUCCUAACAGAUACUGCCUGGGGAGGUAUCAAGGCUUUGGCAGCUAUGGAGGAGUUCCACAACCUUGACCGUGACAUUGAGGGAUCUGCCAAACGGUGGAAGAAGUUUGUGGAAAGCGAGUGUCCCGAGAAGGAAAAGUUCCCGCAAGAGUGGAAAAACAAAACCUCCCUCCAGAAGCUGUGCAUGAUGAGGGCACUGCGACCGGACAGGAUGACCUAUGCCGUGACGAACUUUGUGGAGGAAAAGCUCGGAAGCAAGUAUGUCACCAGCCGACAGGUGGAGUUCGCCAAGUCCUUUGAAGAGACCGGUCCGGCCACGCCCGUGUUCUUCAUCCUGUCUCCGGGAGUCGACCCCCUGAAGGACGUGGAGGCCCUGGGAAACAAGCUGGGCUUCACGUUCGACAACGGGAACUUCCACAACGUGUCGCUGGGCCAGGGCCAGGAGGUGGUGGCCGAGAAUGCACUGGAUCUGGCAGCGAAGGAUGGGCAUUGGGUGAUCCUACAGAACAUCCAUCUUGUAGCCAGGUGGCUGAGCACGCUGGAGAAGAAGAUGGACGAGAACAGCGCGGAGGGUCACGAGAACUAUCGCGUCUUCAUCUCGGCCGAGGCGGCGAGCGACCCCCAGGAGCACAUCAUCCCGCAGGGCAUCCUGGAGAACGCCAUCAAGAUCACCAACGAGCCGCCGACCGGCAUAUUCGCCAAUCUGCACAAGGCGCUGGACAACUUCAACCAGGACACGAUGGAGAUGUGUGCCCGGGAGCUGGAGUUCAAGAGCAUUCUCUUUGGUCUGUGCUACUUCCACGCUGUGGUUGGAGAGAGGCGCAAGUUUGGACCCCAAGGAUGGAACCGACCCUAUCCUUUCAACAACGGGGAUCUCACCAUCUCUGUCAAUGUGCUGUAUAACUACCUUGAGGCGAAUGCAAAGGUGCCGUGGACGGACCUGCGUUACCUGUUCGGACAGAUCAUGUACGGGGGCCACAUCACUGAUGACUGGGACAGACGGCUCUGCAGCACGUACCUGGAGGAGUACAUGCAUCCGGACAUGCUGGAUGGAGAGCUGUCCUUUGCGCCAGGCUUCCCCUGCCCGCCCAACCUGGACUACAAGGGCUACCAUCAGUACAUCGACGACAUGCUGCCGCCUGAGAGCCCGUACCUGUACGGUCUGCACCCCAACGCUGAGAUCGGCUUCCUCACCACCACGUCAGACAACCUGUUCAAGACGGUCUUGGAGCUGCAGCCGAGGGACAACGCCUCGGGAGCCGGGAGUGGACCCACUGUUGAGGAGAAGGUGAAGAACACGCUGGAUGACAUACUGGAGAAGCUUCCUGAGGAGUUCAACAUGCAGGAGAUCACCGCCAAGGCCGAGAACAAGACCCCCUACGUCCUGGUGGCACUGCAGGAGUGUGAGCGGAUGAACCAACUCACCAGGGAAAUCCGGAGGUCGCUUAAGAACCUCGAUCUUGGUCUCAAGGGUGAGCUGACGAUCUCGCCGGAGAUGGAGGCCCUGCAGAACUCGCUGUUCUUCGACCACGUGCCCGACUCCUGGGCCCGGCUGGCGUACCCGUCCAUGUACGGGCUGGCGCAGUGGUACGCCGACCUGCUGGCGCGCAUCCGGGAACUCGACACCUGGGUGAACGACUUCACCCUCCCCGCCGUGGUCUGGCUCUCCGGGUUCUUCAACCCACAGUCCUUCCUCACGGCUAUCAUGCAGAGCAUGGCGCGUAAGAAUGAGUGGCCGUUGGACAAGAUGUGCCUGACGGUUGACGUCACCAAGAAGAGCAAGGAGGACUUUGGCGGGCCGCCGCGUGAGGGCGCUUAUGUACACGGUCUGUUCAUGGAGGGUGCACGCUGGGACGUACAGACAGGCAUGAUGACCGACGCCCGUCUUAAGGAACUGACCCCAGCCAUGCCGGUCAUGUUCAUCAAGGCCAUCCCCGUGGAUCGCCAGGACACGAAGAACAUCUACGAGUGUCCAGUCUACAAGACCAAGAUGCGGGGACCCACCUUCGUCUGGACCUUCAAUCUCAAGAGCAAGGAGAAGCCUGCCAAGUGGAUUCUGGCUGGAGUCGCUCUUCUUCUUUCUGUCUAGAUUGCUAUCUGUUAGAAUCAAAACGAAAAUACAAUUGGCAAUCUGAUAGACAUUGGCAAUCUGGCCAAAUAUAGUGCAAAAAAAUACUUUCAAUUCUUAAGAUAAAUGAUCAUAGAAUUGUGCAAAGCGAACCAAUGAAAUUAGUUGAAAACAGCUCAAGUAGUCAAUCAGGCUUUGUGAGAAGUAUACUCUACCUCGUAGCCGUUACUUUUGCCCAGUAAAACUUGAACCUUACAGUAAUCUUACAGACUUUUUAAAAGUCUCUUAUAACAGUGAUAGUCGAAAUGUACGUCACCAAGGGGGCUGGAUGAAGAAAGCUGUGCUACUGUCUUGCUGUGGUGUUUUUGCAACAUCCCAUGUCUCAGCUUCUGCUUUGUACUGUUUGGGCUUUUUUUUACAAAGACACGUCUUCACUAGACAAAGUGCCACCCUUUUAGAGCACCUUUGGAACGUUGACAAACGUGUGUCUUCCCCGUGUUUUAUUUGAUGUAAUUGAAACUUUUUGAUCCAUGUUUUAUGUUGCUUUUGAAAGAAAAGAUGUAUUUCGUCACUGUAAAAUGCACCAUUGUAUUAAGAUUUAUUGUUUCCUCAUAUAGAUACUCCUUACACAGAGACUAUAUUGCAAUUGAAAUGACGUGUGUCACUUUGAUGUUUGUAAUAGAUCAAAUAGUGGAAGUAAAGAAAUGGUCAUUGACAUUUUUAAGUACUACACAUUAUAUUUUUGUCAUUUCCAUUGAUCAAUAGCAUUGCAGAUAAAUAAUUUAGUUGAGAUAUUUAUGCAAAUGCACACUGAUGACUAAGAUAACUGAUGCAAAAUUAAGCUUUUGAAGAUCUGAUGGAUGAUUUUUAUAUGUAAGAAUGAGAAAUAUUCGUACCGUCAAUUGAUUGUUAUCUACACUCACAGGUACACGAGUAAGGUGGUAUAAUAUUGGAAUAUUGAUGACCAGAUCACGUAAUGCGAUAUGUCAAGAAAUUAUUAUUUGUAUAUAAAUGAAUAAAUGUGACCAGAGUUAUUUUGUG
Branchiostoma belcheri (Belcher's lancelet) is the source of this 14839-nucleotide messenger RNA. RefSeq names its product dynein beta chain, ciliary-like. The record is from RefSeq and is a predicted model, not a curated record. Gene Ontology annotation, molecular function: ATP hydrolysis activity; dynein intermediate chain binding; minus-end-directed microtubule motor activity. Bases 335 to 13819 code for a protein of 4494 amino acids. Lineage: Eukaryota; Metazoa; Chordata; Leptocardii; Amphioxiformes; Branchiostomatidae. Gene Ontology annotation, biological process: microtubule-based movement. Gene Ontology annotation, cellular component: dynein complex. The transcript is spliced from 78 exons.